AUGAACACUCGCACAUUUGAAGUGAACCUGCUGAACAAGCUAGCAUCCUAUAGCCAGGAUUCGGGCAAUUUUUCUCUCAGCUACGAUGAGGCCAAUUGCAGUAUUCUGGAGGUCGGACAAUAUGCCACUCUCAGUAUCCCUUCUGUGGAAGUCUUUGAGGAAAUCUUUGCAGAUGAGCUCAGCCUGUUACUGACUCUUCAGUACUCUCUGAAGGAGGAGACCAGUCUCUUGACGAUCAUCGGCUACCGCAGUGACAUCCUUUUUCAGAUCAGGAUUAGCCCUUAUGCCUUGAUUUUUGUCGCCAGCAGGAGACGCCAUUAUGAGUUCCCCGUUUCCUCCCUGGCAGAUGGAAAGUGGCACCGGGUGGCUCUCAGCAUCUCUUUGGAGAGACUGGCUCUGUAUGUGGACUGCCAGCUGGUGGAGAGCAUUGGAUGGUCCAGUUACUUUGGGAUGGGAGUGACCCUGCAAGGACUUCUGGUGGUUGGGGGGCUCAUUGAAUCCUUUGAGAUCCCCUUUGAGGGGGCACUGGGACAGCUGACCUUCUUGAUGGGAGACUCCGGAGCAGCCAGUGAACACUGUCAGACCCAUAACAUCACCUGUGGGAGCCCCUUGGACAAAGAAGCAAACCACAACACGUCUCUCUCCUGGCCUGCAUUUCCGCAAACAGGGACUCAGGUGCCGGACGAAACCAAUGAGAUUCAAGAAUCUGACACACAGAUGGCCAAAGGAUUAUGCUGUAUACUCUGCUGAUUAGUGGGCAAAAUAACUUUCAAAUGAAUUAGCAGACCUGGG
This is a messenger RNA of Heteronotia binoei (common prickly gecko), 792 nucleotides long. RefSeq names its product collagen alpha-3(V) chain-like. The transcript is spliced from 7 exons. NCBI's taxonomy places the organism in Eukaryota, Metazoa, Chordata, Lepidosauria, Squamata, Gekkonidae. The record is from RefSeq and is a predicted model, not a curated record. The coding region runs from base 1 to 750 and encodes 249 amino acids.